AUGUCAGCCCAAGACGGAGAUACGUCAAGCCGUAAGCAGAGACGUGCUCCAAUGGCCUGUGAAUUCUGCCGACGUCGCAAGAUGAGAUGUAAUAAUGAGAAGCCUACAUGUCGAAAUUGCAAAGAGCAUGGAAGAGACUGCAUCUAUUACGAGCUGGAGAAAAAGCCGAGACCUUCCGUCGCUCGAAUUUCUCAACUAGAGCAUGAAAAUCGGGAGUUGCAAAACGAAGUAUUAACGCUAAGACAACGCUUACGAAACACUCACGACUCCAGCACAACCUGCUCCGUCAGUGGAAACCAUCAAUCCCCGAUCCUAGCACUUGGCAAUGGAUCAAGCGAGGGGCCUUCCAUGACAUGCAGGAGGUCCUUGGCAUUGUUAAAUCGACCCCGAGAUCACAAUCCUGUACGGGCUUCAAGAGUGUGCUCAACAUCAGAGCGAGCAUUUUCUCCAGACAAAGAUUCUUGCUAUCAUGGUCCAACAAGUGCCGUCUUUGAUGAAAAGUCUACCGAAGCUGCAAUUCGACAAGGUUCUGCCACCGUCACGAAAGUCUCAGAUCUGUGGAUCAAACGCCAGUUAGUAGCGGAGUCCGCGAACCAACGUCAACUAGAGACUGUCAACUUUCUCGCCGGCAAACUCGACUUUGAUGGAAUUGAUCCGGAACUAGGGAUGCAUCUUCUAUCCAUCUACUGGAGUAGGCAACAGUCCUCUGGUCCCGUCGUAUAUCGCCCUGCUUUCAUGCGCGACAUGGCUUGUGUCGGACCUUAUUUCUCCAAAUUGCUGCUCAAUGCAAUCUAUUUCUAUGCAUGUAAAUAUACAUCAAGGGUAGAAGUCCGCCACGAUGCAAGCAAUCAACUCACAGCAGGAUGGGCUUUUAGACAGAGGGUUGUUGAACUACUUCGAAAUAGUUUCGACAAGAGUGACAUCCCCACCAUCCAGGCAUUACUCCUUCUGUCGAGUGCUCUAUUUUCCUGGUGUGACGAGAAGAGUGUAUCAUGGCUGUAUGCUGGGAUAGCCUUCAGCAUGAUUAUCGACCUAGGCUUAAAUGUUGAUGCUGGCGCCGCAACAUCGCAGCGACGAUUCUCCGUCGAAGAAUCAGAGAUACGCCGCCGAGUCUUUUGGGCUGCCUAUGUCAAUGACAAGCUUCAGUCACUUUCCCAAGGGAGACCUGCCCUUCUUGCGGACUCCGGUACUAGUCUUCCAUUAUCUUUCCUGGAUGACCACGAUGAGCUCGAGUUGUUCAAUGCACUUUCCUACACAGAAAACUCGGCGUCUUUGAUGACACCAGUAUAUAGUAUUUCCACGUUCGCAGAGUUCUGCAAGUUGAGUAUCAUACUUGACAAAAUUCUCUCAAACUUCUACAUGGAGAAGAGUAGCUCUCGAGAUCCCACCGAUCUACUUAAUGCCUCUAAAUCGCUUCAUGCAGAGCUCGAGAACUGGCGAAGGUCUUUGCCUACGCAUCUGGAUAUCAAGAUUGCCGAUCGGGCCAGAAUCAAACUGCCUCAUUUCUUGUCUCUGCUGGCGUUUUUCAACGUAAUAGUCAUAUUGCUUCACCGGCCAUUUGUUUCGGAUGGACAUCUUCAGUCGACAUCUUCCUCCAAUGCUCUACAUGCAUUUUCAAUAUGCUCUGUCGCUGCUUUCGAAAUAGAUCGCAUUCUUGAAAGCUACAAGCAAAAUUAUUGUUUCGGAACCUCACCACACAUUAUAUCGUACGCCACAUAUGUAAGUGCGACUAUUCACGUCCGCAUAGCUGCCCAACGGCCUCGUGGGUCUGAUGCGCAUUGUGCUCUUCGGAGAUGUCUAGAUAUUCUUGAUAUCCAACAAUCUGUGUGUUGGUCGCCCAGACGGGCCAAGAAAGUUAUCGACGCUUUGAUCUCACGAAUGGGUGUCGUUCUUGACCAUGGAGAAUUUGCUGGAAGUUUUGAGUCAAUUUCCUCGAAUAUCAACAUUGAUGCAAUCAUAAGGACCUUUGAAAGGGAACAAUGUAUUCCAGAGACCCAGACUGUUCCAUUUGACAAUGGAGAGGUUACGGCACUCCAUCUAAACUCUACGCUGCGAACGCCAGACGAUCCCAUAAAUCCAUCCAUUGGGCUUGAAAUGCCGGCGAAUGUUGGCGAUAUGAGCUUCCUUUAUGAUCCUAUCUUCGGAUUCAAUGGAUCUGCUUUUGAUGAUCUUGAUGAUCUCGACUUCGAAUUUGAGUCUCCUUUUCUUUGA
Molecule: messenger RNA, 2211 nt
Organism: Mollisia scopiformis
Lineage: Eukaryota; Fungi; Ascomycota; Leotiomycetes; Helotiales; Mollisiaceae
Exons: 5
Coding region: 1-2211 (736 amino acids)
Biological process (GO): regulation of DNA-templated transcription; DNA-templated transcription
Molecular function (GO): DNA-binding transcription factor activity, RNA polymerase II-specific; zinc ion binding; DNA binding
Source: RefSeq, a predicted model, not a curated record